This is a messenger RNA of Microcebus murinus (gray mouse lemur), 1739 nucleotides long. The record is from RefSeq and is a predicted model, not a curated record. Lineage: Eukaryota; Metazoa; Chordata; Mammalia; Primates; Cheirogaleidae.
UAACAGCCUGGUAAAACACACCCAAUUGUCUCUUAUUCCUUAAUUAACAUCUUGUAAAGUUGACAAUCUGAUUAUGAUUGAAUCGAACCAGAAAUGAAUUGGUGCUUUUAUCAGCACACACAAUAGCCUCCUUGCAGGAACAUAAGGAACUGUCUAGAUAAACAUAGUAUAUGAAGAAAGCAAUAGUGUUUUCAGCAGCUCUGUCAACUUUUAAGGAAGAAAAUAUCAAAGUAAAUGCAAAUCAAUGCUGUCAAGUCGGAGCCCUGUGAUUGUGUCAUCAGUUUUCUCCUCCGUCAGACUGGAUGUGUAACAGCAAGAGCUGAGCAAUAUUCAAGCAUGUAUCAGAAAAAAAAAAAAGGUUCAGAUGUUUAAAUAGACAGGAAUUUAAGGAGGAAAAAAUGGCAAAGAGAAAGAAUGGGAAAGUAAAGUGGAGUAAAGAGGAGGAAAAAGAAGAGGUAGAGAUAUUCCCAGUGAAAAUUUUGAAUUAAUUCAUGUUUACUGGGUUUUACAAAAGUAUCACUUAGCGAUGGACCGUAAAAAUAAAGAAGCCAUCCUCUGCCACAGACGCUGGGAAGCCUCUCUGGAGGCUAAUUUUCAUGCGGACAAGGAAAGGUUGGUCCUAAUGGCAGGUGAAGAAAUUAAUGAAGACUAUCCAGUAGAAAUUCAUGAGUAUUUAUCAACAUUUGAGAAUUCCAUUGGCGCUGUGGAUGAGAUGCUGAAGACUAUGAUGUCUGUUUCUAGAAAUGAGUUGUUGCAGAAGUUGGACCCACUUGAACAAGCGAAAGUGGAUUUAGUUUCUGCCUACACAUUAAAUUCAAUGUUUUGGGUUUACUUAGCAACUCAAGGAGUUAAUCCUAAGGAACAUCCAGUAAAGCAGGAAUUGGAAAGAAUCAGAGUAUACAUGAACAGAGUCAAGGAAAUAACAGAUAAGAAAAAGGCUGGCAAGCUCGACAAAGGUGCAGCUGCACGAUUUGUAAAAAAUGCCCUCUGGGAACCAAAACCAAAAAAUGCAUUGAAAGUUGCCAAUAAAGGAAAAAGCAAAAACUAACUUUUUGGUUUUGAUGUACAUAUAUUUAAAAAGUACAUCUUACUGCUUUCACAAGAUAGAGGAUUAUGUGGCAAUGCAGGGUUUAAAUGUAUUCCUUAUCAAAUUCAUGUGUAAAUUUAUACUUUAAAUUUAUAACGCUAAAUACUGCCCCCCAAGAUUGUUAUCUUUAUUGAUUUUCUUAUAGAGCACUAUGAGGUUUUUAACAUCGUGAUGUAUUUUAUAUUUAUAGUUUAUCAUAUCUUUUGACAAGACUCUUAUUUCCUUAUGUAAGUCAAUCUUGCAAGUACAUUUUAUAAGCAACUGUGAAAUUUAAGUUAAAUAUUCUUUGUAAACAUUUGUACUAUUUUAAAUGAAUAAUGACCUUAUGAAGUAUGCUAUCUGUAGGCUGAGGUUAUAAGUACAUCUGUUUUUACUGUAUGAUAUUAAGAAUGAAAUGACUUCAGUGUCCAUUUUUUUCCCUGUGUAGUUACUUCAUGUUUUCAUGAUUUUAGGAAUUGUUGCUUUUUUGAUAUUUGAAGUAUGAAAUUAAAACUUUACGGCUGUACUUUAAUUCUUGGCAUGUUGCCUCUGUGUCCCAUUUAAAAUAAAAUAUAUUCUCAUUAACUUUAGAUGGGAAAUAAGGUUGUAUGUUGGUGGAUAAAUUUUGGCAUAAUGGUUAUACCCUCUCAAUAAAGGCUGUAAAUGUUGUGUA